This is a messenger RNA of Cornus florida, 1317 nucleotides long. RefSeq names its product probable carboxylesterase 7. The coding region runs from base 1 to 1317 and encodes 438 amino acids. The transcript has a single exon. Gene Ontology annotation, molecular function: hydrolase activity. Lineage: Eukaryota; Viridiplantae; Streptophyta; Magnoliopsida; Cornales; Cornaceae. The record is from RefSeq and is a predicted model, not a curated record.
AUGGGUUACAAAAUGUCACCAUUUUUAUGUUUGUUCAUCUUCUUUUCGGUGGCUUCAAGUGCAAGCAAUUCAAGUUCAAACAAUUCAAGUUCGAGCAAUUCAGAUACAAGCAAUUUGAAACAUUUUGUUUAUAAACCUGCAAACAAUUCAAGUCCGAACAAACCCCAACAAUUUGCUGGUCCACCUUCAAGCAAUUCAAAAUCAAGCGAUUCAAAUUCAACCAAUUUGAAACAUUUUGUUUAUAAACCUGCAAACAAUUCAAGUCCAAACAAAUCGAAUCAAUCUGCUGGUUCACCUCCAAGCAAUUCAAGUUCAAACAAUUCAGGAACAAUCAAAUUGCAUAAAUUUGAUGCUACGCCUUUCCUUCCACUAUUCCAUGGCGGAGUUCUUCAUAUAGGAGGCUUCAUGAAUAUAUACAAGAACAACACCCUAGAGAGAAUAAAGGAGGACCACAAGAAUGUCCCUCCAUCAUUCGAUUCCAGGACUGGUGUCACAUCCAAAGACGUCGAAAUUAUACCAGAAAAUGGAAUAACCGGUAGGCUUUACAUCCCCGUUCAAACCCCGGGAGAAAAAUUCCCUCUGGUAGUUUACGUUCACGGUGGAGGUUUUGUCACUAAAAGCGCUGCUAGUCCGGAGUACCAUAACUACGUAAACUUACUGGUGGCGAAUGCUAGUGUCGUCGCGUUGUCCGUUAAUUAUAGGCAAGCACCGGAGCACCCUCUUCCGGUGGCUUACCAAGACACAUGGUCUGCGCUUAAGUGGGUUGCUAAACACUCCAAUGGAAGUGGCACUGAGGCAUGGCUCAAUGACUAUGUUGACUUUAAGAGUGUGUACCUUGUUGGAGAUGGUGCAGGUGGUAAUAUAGCACACAAUGUGGCAAUGUGGGCCGGGCAAGAUUCGUUGGACGGUAUGAAGCUUGCGGGUAUGGUUCUAUUCAGUCCAUUGUUUUGGGGGAAAGAUAUAAUUGGUGAGCAUGAGCCCAAGGACUUCAAAAGGAGAACUAGUAUGAAGAUCUUGUGGUACGUGUCGACGGAGAUGAUUGUCGGGUUGGAUGACCCGUGGUUAAACCCGAUUAAGGAUCCGAAUUUGUCGAAACUCGGGGUCCCAAGGCUGCUGGUAUGUAUUUCUGAGAAUGAAAUGAUGAGAGAUAGGGGUGAGUAUUACACCAAGGCAUUGCGUACGAGUGGGUGGAAAGGAGAGAUGGAGCUUCAUGAGACUACAGCUGAGAGCCAUGCGUACCAAUUGACCGAACCUGAUGGUGAAAGUGCUCGGGCCCUACUCACGAAAGUGUCUUCUUUCAUAAACAAAGAACCCUGA